AUGAAAUCAUACCUUAUUUUAUCAAUAUUAUUAUCUGUAUUUGCUGCUGUUUUAAUCGCAAAUACACAAGAAUAUGAUGAAAAUUCUAUUGGAUAUGUUCCAGAAAAAAGAGCCAUGAGAAAUGCUCUUGUUCGUUUUGGAAGAGCUGGAAUGAGAAAUGCUUUAGUAAGAUUUGGAAAACGUUCAUUGGACAAUGAUAUUCAAGAAUUUGCUUUAAAACGUAAUGCAGCACCCCAACCAUUUGUUCGUUUUGGAAGAUCAAGUAGUUUAUCUCCAGAUGGUUAUUUUAUACCUUAUGGUAAUAUUUAUGAAAAUAAUGAAGCAUAA
Molecule: messenger RNA, 327 nt
Organism: Strongyloides ratti
Lineage: Eukaryota; Metazoa; Nematoda; Chromadorea; Rhabditida; Strongyloididae
Exons: 2
Coding region: 1-327 (108 amino acids)
Source: RefSeq, a predicted model, not a curated record